AAGCGAAACCUGCGUUGGCUUUUCCUUUCUGACUUCGCCGCCGGCUUUUUGAGGUCUAAGGUCGAGCUAGUUGCCCACCGGCCAAGCGUCGCUUUCGCCAUGGCCCUCAGCGAUGCUGAUGUGCAAAAACAGAUUAAGCAUAUGAUGGCUUUUAUUGAACAAGAAGCUAAUGAAAAAGCAGAAGAAAUAGAUGCGAAAGCAGAAGAAGAGUUCAACAUUGAGAAAGGUCGUCUUGUGCAAACCCAAAGACUGAAGAUUAUGGAAUACUAUGAGAAGAAAGAAAAGCAGAUAGAGCAGCAGAAAAAAAUUCAGAUGUCCAAUUUAAUGAAUCAAGCAAGACUCAAAGUGCUCAGAGCAAGAGAUGACCUUAUUACAGACCUACUGAAUGAAGCAAAACAGAGACUCGGCAAGGUGGUAAAAGAUACAACUAGGUACCAAGUGCUGCUGGAUGGACUGGUCCUCCAGGGUUUGUACCAGUUGUUGGAGCCCCGGAUGAUUGUUCGUUGCCGGAAACAGGAUUUCCCUCUGGUAAAGGCUGCAGUGCAAAAAGCAAUCCCUAUGUACAAAAUUGCCACCAGAAAAGAUGUUGAUGUCCAAAUUGAUCAGGAGGUCUACCUACCUGAAGAGAUAGCUGGUGGAGUUGAGAUCUAUAAUGGGGAUCGUAAAAUAAAGGUUUCCAAUACACUAGAAAGCCGACUGGAUCUCAUAGCUCAGCAGGUGAGUGUGGGAAUACUUGUCAUUAGUUGGUCUGUUACUUUGAAGCGAUACAGAGAACACAUCCAUUCACUGGUAUUUGGGAUUUGUUGCUUUCUAUCCACAUUUUUUGACAUUUUCUUAAAAGGUAUGGGAUUAGACAUUUAGUGGCAUUUACUGAGGCAAUAUCAUUUAUAUGAGGGAUGAUUUGGGGUAAGAACAAGGGUUUUACUUAUCUAGGAUUAUAAUAUAUAUGUUUACUACAUGUGGAGAUGCUGACUAAAGUUCUUUCUCCAGCAAGAAUGAUGGCAACUGAAGUAAAUACUUGUUUAAAGAAAUUACCAUAGGGUUGUUGGCUCUUCAGAUGUUCCCAUGUUUGUACCAAUAAACUCUUUGGAAAAAAUGCAGGAAAAUUCUGUUAUUUCAGAGUGCUGGGCCUCUCCCAGAAGAGGUGGUCUACUGCUAACUUGUCUUAUAGCCAAAGCACUUAGCUGUUGAGUAUAUCAUCUUAUAACUUAAACCAUACAGCGUUGUUGCCCAAUAGAGUAUGUACUCACUACAAAUGGAUAUUUUAAUUAAGUAAAAUUAAAAUUCAGUUCCUUAUUUGCACUAGCCUCAUUUCAGAUGCAUAGUAACCACAUGUAGCUAGUGGCUACUUUAUUGAACACACAGCCUUAGAAGUUUGAGGUUAAAUCCUAAGGAUUUCUCAGUUGCAAUAAUGAGUACCUCAGCACAACUUGCAUUGUAUGUUUUCUGCUUGGUGCAUAGGCACUCAAUAUUUUUUGAGAUAAAGAAUGUAGGUGAGCCUGGCUGGGCAUGGCUCAGUGGUUGAGCAUCGACCUAGGAUCCAGGCGAUCGGGGUUCGAUUCCU
Messenger RNA from Miniopterus natalensis, 1564 nucleotides. It is a transcript of the gene ATP6V1E1, whose product is annotated as ATPase H+ transporting V1 subunit E1. NCBI's taxonomy places the organism in Eukaryota, Metazoa, Chordata, Mammalia, Chiroptera, Miniopteridae. Gene Ontology annotation, biological process: proton transmembrane transport. Gene Ontology annotation, molecular function: proton-transporting ATPase activity, rotational mechanism. The record is from RefSeq and is a predicted model, not a curated record. Gene Ontology annotation, cellular component: proton-transporting two-sector ATPase complex, catalytic domain.